CUCUCUCUCUGGUUCUCUUAUCUCUCUUUCUCAUCCCUCUCUGUGUUAGUGUGUAGGUGGGGAGGUUUAGUUAACAUCAUACAUUCUGUUUCCGAUGACAUCAACAAAUGUGCAAUGUCUGUCGGGGGAAAGGGUCUGUCAUUUUAAUUGUGUUUUUGUAUGAGUCUUUAAGUGUGUUUUGUGUUGGUGCUGGAGUCACUGAAUAGAGUCUACAGUCAUCAUGUCAAUGAGUUGAGCUUUAACAUGUGGAGAGAUGAACAACAGACCCAGGUGUCUCCUCACAAUAUCUCAGACUCACAGUAGGCGUCUCCUCACAAUAUCUCAGACCCACAGUAUGUGUCUCCUCAAUAUCUCAGACCCACAGUAGGCGUCUCCUCAAUAUCUCACACCCACAGUAGGUGUCUCCUCAAUAUCUCACACCCACAGUAGGUGUCUCAAUAUCUCACUCACAGUAGGUGUCUCAAUAUCUCAGACCCACAGUAGGUGUCUCAAUAUCUCAGACCCACAGUAGGUGUCUCAAUAUCUCAGACCCACAGUAGGUGUCUCCUCAAUAUCUCAGACCCACAGUAGGCGUCUCCUCAAUAUCUCACACCCACAGUAGGUGUCUCCUCAAUAUCUCAUACCCACAGUAGGUGUCUCCUCAAUAUCUCACACCCACAGUAAGUGUCUCCUCAAUAUCUCACACCCACAGUAGGUGUCUCAAUAUCUCAGACCAACAGUAGGUGUCUCAAUAUCUCAGACCCACAGUAGGUGUCUCAAUAUCUCAGACCCACAGUAAGUUUCUCCUCAAUAUCUCAGACCCACAGUAGGUGUCUCAACAUCUCAGACCCACAGUAAGUUUCUCCUCAAUAUCUCACACCCACAGUAGGUGUCUCAAUAUCUCACACCCACAGUAAGUUUCUCCCCACAACAUCUCAGCCUACCAGUCUUCUGCACACUCCCACUUGACCCAAACCCACAGUAUCUCCUUACCCAACCCUGCCCAUGGAAAACCCAGGCUUGACUCUGGACAGAUCCUUGACUGUGUGUGUGUGUGUGUGAGGGGGGGGGGGUGUAUUGGACAGAGCAAGGAGCAAGGACAGAGCAAGGAGCAGCCCCUAGUGUCAUUAUGGCAAUGGCCCAGUGGGCCUGUCUAAAUUGGCUGGAAUUUACAUCAGAUGAUCAUUAUUUGGCUUGGGGGCCUUGAGGAAAGAAAAUGUGGUAGCUAGAAAUGCCUGGGCCGAAUUCUGAUCCCAGUUCGCCCCUGAAAGGUGUGUGUGUGUGUGUGUGUGCGUGCGUGCGUGCGUGCGUGCGUGCGUGCGUACAGUUCUGUAAUGUGUUUUCUUACUAUUGUGGCCGGUGAUGUAAAACUUCUCUACUUUUCCCCUCCAUGUAAGCUGUCUCCCAACCCUCCUCUGUACUGCCCUUUACAAUGGGGAGAAGGACUGCCCUUUACCAUGGGGAGAAGGACUGCCCUUUACCAUGGGGAGAAGGACUGCCCUUUACCAUGGGGAGAAGGACUGCCCUUUACCAGGGGGAGAAGGACUGCCCUUUACCAUGGGGAGAAGGACUGCCCUUUACCAUGGGGAGAAGGACUGCCCUUUACCAUGGGGAGAAGGACUGCCCUUUACCAGGGGGAGAAGGACUGCCCUUUACCAUGGGGAGAAGGACUGCCCUUUACCAUGGGGAGAAGGACUGCCCUUUACCAGGGGAAGAAGGACUGCCCUUUACCAUGGGGAGAAGGACUGCCCUUUACCAGGGGGAGAAGGACUGCCCUUUACCAUGGGGAGAAGGACUGCCCUUUACCAUGGGGAGAAGGACUGCCCUUUACCAUGGGGAGAAGGACUGCCCUUUACCAGGGGGAGAAGGACUGCCCUUUACCAUGGGGAGAAGGACUGCCCUUUACCAGGGGGAGAAGGACUGCCCUUUACCAUGGGGAGAAGGACUGCCCUUUACCAUGGGGAGAAGGACUGCCCUUUACCAUGGGGAGAAGGACUGCCCUUUACCAGGGGGAGAAGGACUGCCCUUUACCAUGGGGAGAAGGACUGCCCUUUACCAUGGGGAGAAGGACUGCCCUUUACCAUGGGGAGAAGGACUGCCCUUUACCAGGGCACGCGAGAGAGACGUGUUGGAUUUGAGGUUUUCUGUAGGUGAAGUGAGUGAGUGAGAGAGAGAGAGGUGCAAAACUGAAAGGUAGACUUACAGUGAACAGGAAAUGAGGGGUCCACACACACAGAGAGACCGAGAGAGAGACCGAGAGAGAGAGACAGAGAUAUAGACACAGAGAGAGAGAGAGAGAGAGAGAAUCAGAGAUAUAGACAGAGAGAGACAGAGAGAGAGAGAGACACACACAGAGAGAAACAGAGAGAGAGAGAGAGAAACAGAGAGAGAGAGAGGGAGAGGGGCUAGCAGUGACUGACUGUGGGUGUGACUAAAGGCGGGACUCCGCCUCUUCUCCUGUUUACCUGAGGAGCUACAAAUAGCAGUGUAAGAGGUAGGAAACACACACCUGUCACUGCUGCUGCCGUCGACUCACCCGGACUGAAGAAACCACACACCACACCUUUACAGACCACUGUCCUCUGUCGCCAUGUGUCAGUGGUUGACCUCUAGCCUCUGUGUUGUGAUGCUGCUGCUGUGUCCAGUCAGUUUCAGCUACGAGGGGCUCAGCCCAGGACCUGGCUGUCAUCUAUACCGGUUCAACGUGACCAUCCGUAGUGACCAGCGUGGGACAUGUAAAGGAACUCAUGUUGUGAAUGCCUGUGUUGGCUACUGUGAGUCCAGUGCCUUCCCAUCUCGCUACUCUGUUCUGGUGGCAUCGAACUUCACUCACAACAUUACCUCGGCAUCACAAUGCUGCACCAUCAGCAAGGACGCAAAGAUCAAAGUUCGUCUUGACUGUCCUCGUGGUCGUCACCAUGAUGAUAUCGAGAUCCUGACGGCUCAGGCCUGUCGUUGCGACAUGUGUCGCAAGUCACGCUACUGACAUGCCACCGUCUCCGCGGGAACACACGCUACACGCAACAAAUUGUAACAUGAGGACUUGGAUGAAGAGAAGACAAGGAAAUGUGUGUAUACAAGGAUAGUGUGUGUGUGUGCGUGUAUGUGUGUGUGUGUGUGCGUGUGUGUGUGUGUGUGUGUGUGUGUGUGUGUGUGUGUGUGUGUGUGUGUGUGUUGAAUUGAAUGGUCGGAAAAAAGGAAAAAAGACUUGAGGAAAACACUUUUCAUACGGUCGCUUUAUUUAAGAUUUGUUUGUUUAAACAUUGGUUUAUUUAGGAACAGGAGGCAGUUUGUGACACUUUGACUCAACACCCUAUUCCCUAUGUAGUGCACUACUUUUGACCAGGGCCCAUACAAACUAGUGCACUACUUUUGACCAGGACCCAUACAAACUAGUGCACUACUUUUGACCAGGGCCCAUACAAACUAGUGCACUACUUUUGACCAGGGCCCAUACAAACUAGUGCACUACUUUUGACCACGGCCCCAUACAAACUAGUGCACUACAAAGGUAGAUUGGGUGCCAAUUGGGACGUAGACACUGACAUCCAGUUAAACCACUAUAGAUAAUAAAAUCAUUAAAACCCACUACAUAGAUCUGUUAUACAGCCACAACACAGAACUAGAAUGAGCAGAAUGGACAUCCCCAUUCAAGUCAGUGAGUAAACUGGGCGCCAUUUUGAACGCGGACCAGUGUCAGAGGUUCCAAUUCCAUUCAUUUGAUUUCUACGGCCACUAAACUAGAGGGACUAAAGGAUGUACAUUAAUAAAUAAACUGUAUUUAUGUCUAUGACCCACUUACAUAUUGUAAAUAAGUGACCUGAAAGAAUGUUGGAAGGGUUGACCAAAUAAAAAUGGGAAAAAUAAUCACUCAA
Molecule: messenger RNA, 3854 nt
Organism: Oncorhynchus mykiss (rainbow trout)
Lineage: Eukaryota; Metazoa; Chordata; Actinopteri; Salmoniformes; Salmonidae
Gene: gpha2
Product: glycoprotein hormone subunit alpha 2
Biological process (GO): cell surface receptor signaling pathway
Cellular component (GO): extracellular region
Molecular function (GO): hormone receptor binding; hormone activity
Source: RefSeq, a predicted model, not a curated record